CAUUUCUGUCAGCUGUUGGGACGGAGCACCAGCGCCAGAAAGGAGCGCAGCGCAGAUUGCGGGAAGAUGGGGAAAAUCUACCAGGUCGUGGUUCAUGGGCUGAGAGGAGAGAAGCUGAUGAUCGAUCUCUGCAACACCGAGGAGCAGAUGAAGAGCAUGACGGUGGGGCAGCUGAAGGGAAAGAUCGCAGAGAAACUUCCUCAGACUGCAGGAGAGGAGAACCUGCGGCUGAUCUUCACGGACAAGCACCUGGAAGGAGACGCCACGCUGCUGUCGGAGUACGGGAUCCAGCACAUGUCCGUGGUCCAGCUGGUGCUGAAGGUUCCUGGAGGAUAGAUGGCGUAACUGGGACCGUUUGGAUCUUCUUCUUAUACUGCCGUUGCUGCUGCCACCGCCUGCAGGGAAUUCUGUUCACUCCUGACUCUUGUUUACAAAUAUGAAAGCCAUAAUCAUUGACAAAAAAAAAAGGAAAAAGAAAAAUUAUUGAUAAUGUUUUUGUGUAUUCACUUGUAAUAAGCUUCAGAUGUUCAAAUGUUUUCAACUGUUGCAUUAAAUAAACACAUUUUUGUCAUUUGA
Poeciliopsis prolifica (blackstripe livebearer) is the source of this 576-nucleotide messenger RNA. RefSeq lists its product as uncharacterized. The record is from RefSeq and is a predicted model, not a curated record. Gene Ontology annotation, molecular function: protein binding. Bases 67 to 336 code for a protein of 89 amino acids. The transcript is spliced from 2 exons. Lineage: Eukaryota; Metazoa; Chordata; Actinopteri; Cyprinodontiformes; Poeciliidae.